Molecule: messenger RNA, 681 nt
Organism: Bactrocera dorsalis (oriental fruit fly)
Lineage: Eukaryota; Metazoa; Arthropoda; Insecta; Diptera; Tephritidae
Product: jerky protein homolog-like
Exons: 2
Coding region: 1-681 (226 amino acids)
Cellular component (GO): nucleus
Molecular function (GO): DNA binding
Source: RefSeq, a predicted model, not a curated record
AUGCCCGUUGUCUACAAGGCUAACAAGAACUCGUGGAUGACUUAUUUGUUUUUCGAAGACUGGUUUCAUCAUACGUUUGUUCCUGAGGUACGCGAAUUACUAGAAUCCAAGGGACUUCCCAAAAAAGCCCUAUUGGUCUUGGAUAACGCCCCGUGUCAUCCUAAAGACAAUGAGAUGAAAAGUGAUGAUGGAAUGAUAACCGUUAUGUGUCUUCCACCUAACUGUACCGCGAUUCUCCAACCAAUGGACCAAAACCUUAUUAACUUAACAAAAGUCUAUUACAAAAAAAGUCUUUUGGAGCAUUUAAUAGGCAAUAAAACCACUCAUCUGGAAGAAAAAAUAAAGGAAUUCAACUUAAGACAUGCUAUCUGUCUCCUUGCAAGUUCAUGGGAAAAAGUGUCAGCAAGCUCCAUUCGCAAGUGCUGGAAUAUGUUAAUGAAACCAGAUGCUGAGUGGAGUGAAGAGGACGAUAUUCCUCUCAGCAUUCUAAAAAGAGAAAUUGAAAAUAAACGCGCAAUCCUUGUAUCAAUGCUCCAAGAACUUACACCAAAUGAUUCGUUCACAAAUGAAGAGCUAAAUGAAUGGAUGCACGAAAGUGCUGCUUAUCAAGAAGUGGAUAAAGAAGCCGUAGAAAUUGAAAAUUCUGAUGAUAGCGAAGCGGAUGUUAUUCCACAUCCUUAA